AGUCCCAGCCCCAGCAAGGCAGAACCUCCUUGCUUGCUCAUGUGGAUUAAAGGCCUGGGCUCUGCUAAAUCCUAUCAGAAUGUGGUGGAAGCAGGAGUUCACAAUAUCAAGAACAUGGGUUCUCUGUAAUAGGUUAUAGAUGUGGCUGAUAGCAGGACGUCUGGUGACCUCUGAUGUUCUCUUGCUUCUGGGCCUCAUUGUUUCUGUUACACAUACAUUAAUGCUCUGAGUCUAGGCUUAAACAGACAGCUUUAUACCCUCAGAUGGGAAACAUCCAGGAUAUCAAUCACCGGGUGUGGAUCCUUCAGGGCCAGACCCUCAUAGCAGUCCCAAGGAAGCAACACACAGUUUCAGUCACUGUUACCUUAAUACCAUGCCAGCAUCCGGAGACCCUUGAGAAAGACAGAGGGAACCCUAUCUAUCUGGGACUGAAGGAGCCAGAGCUCUGCCUGUUUUGUACAAAGGUCGGGGAGCAGCCUACCCUGCAGCUGCAGGAACAGAAAAUAAUGGAUUUGUACAAGGAACCGGAGCCUGUGAAGCCCUUUCUCUUCUACCACAACCAGAGUGGCAGGAACUCCACCUUUGAGUCUGUGGUCUUCCCCGGCUGGUUCAUUGCUGUUAGCUCGGAAGGAGGCUCUCCUGUCAUUCUUACCCAAGAACUGGGGACAGACAACAUGGCUGACUUUGAGCUAACUAUACAGAGUUAAGGUACAUUUCUCUGUGGUAUUAUAUCAAGACCUUUUGGAUGCUGGCAAGAAGAGGCAGUUAGAGAAGUUCCACCAAAAAGAAGAAAGCAAAAAGAAAGCAGAGCCCUCCCUGGGCUUGGCUUUUGUCUUAGUGAAGUUACAUGUUCUGGGGCUAGUCUGGAUGAUGAACUGCUGUUGUUUAUGAAGCUUUCACCUAACACCUCAUCACUGGCUCUCAUGAAGAGUUAAAUUUGUGGAA
Molecule: messenger RNA, 945 nt
Organism: Nycticebus coucang (slow loris)
Lineage: Eukaryota; Metazoa; Chordata; Mammalia; Primates; Lorisidae
Gene: IL36A
Product: interleukin 36 alpha
Exons: 5
Coding region: 264-707 (147 amino acids)
Biological process (GO): cellular response to lipopolysaccharide; positive regulation of gene expression; cytokine-mediated signaling pathway
Molecular function (GO): cytokine activity; interleukin-1 receptor binding
Source: RefSeq, a predicted model, not a curated record